AUGGUACAUACCGUGCACACCAACGGUUGGACGGAUGGCACAUUGUUGGCAUCAGGCGCGAGGGGAUGGAUACCGACAAACUACUGCCAAGCGUACGAACCGGACGAUAUGCGAAGCCUCCUCGAGGCUCUACUAGAUUUGUGGCAUUUGCUUCGAAGCACAUCGUUCAACGAUCGUGAGACAUUCAGAAACCAAGAAUUCACGAGGGGCAUAAUCGCUGGCGUCCGAUUCCUCCUGGAACGCACUGGUUGCCUCGGUAGAGAGUCAAUUAUAUUGCAACGCAGUGAUGGUCUUCGGAAGAGCCGCAAGUCACUACUUUCCGAAUUAUCCUCAUUAUUGAGAAUAGGUAAUCGACUUCAGGAAAUUCAUAAUGAUGGUUUGUACCCACCGGAUGUUGAGAAUGCUGUCGAUGAAAUGAUUCUCCGAGCUUUCAAGACCGUAACGAAAGGCGCUCGUUUUGUUGAUGUGUUGGAGGAAGAUAGGUUGGCCCGCGAAUCGGCUUCAGGGACCAUCAUAGCCCCUAUUGCAUGUGUCCGAGCAGCAGAAGAGUGUUUGGUCGAGACUAAGGCUGCUAUUGAACGAGUCGGAGAUUUCGAACUCGUGCUUGAUGGCUUUUUCUUAGUCAAUGACUUAGAUACACUACACAUUGCAGAAAGGAAGGUCACGACCGCUAUUGCGGAACGAUCAGACAUGGAUCGUGGUGCUACUGAAUCUUUCCAUGGUUGCGAGCCGUCUAUAGGAGAACCAGCACCGCCAAUACUCAACAAGAUCGAGAAGCCACUCCCGACUAUACCAUCCCGCACCGUCCCCGUCCAGGAUGGUGGUCAACAAAGCGGCUCCCCAGUUUCCUCGCAGCCUUUAUCUACAAAUAAUAAUACUGCUUCAAGUGUUGAGACUUCCGCGAUAUCCGUUACAUCAGAACUAUUACCGCAACUACCGCCCCCUAAACUCACCCCUUCUCUUAAUGCUUCCAAGAGAGACGCUGCGAAUGACUCCCUUGUUAUCGAACAAGAUCAGCUCGCUUCGCGCUUUAACAACCCGGCGUUGUGCGAUGUCAGAAGCAGUGGAACCAAUCCUACGAGCUUGAGAUCGCAAUCACAAACUUCUAGCCUCGUACCCUCCCCAGGUCAUUCAGUACCACCGGGCAACUAUCAUUCAAUGACCGAUCUAUGUGUCAGGGACAGGCGCCCGCAAACUGAUGAGCAAGACACAGCAGAAGCGAGGCUAUUGAAGAAGACUUAUACUCGUGAGCUCGUGUUUAACGACGAAGGGUUAGUGAUGGGCGGCUCGCUUUUAGCUUUGGUCGAACGCCUUACAACGCAUCGCUCCACGACCGAUGCCACAUUUGGUUUCACCUUCCUCCUCACCUUUCGGCUGUUCUGUACGCCAAUAAAGCUAGCACAGGCUCUAAUUGACCGGUUUGAUUAUACUAGCCAGUUCCCUGAUGAAGCCCGCCUAGUUAGGCUCAGAGUUUAUGAUGCCUUCAAAGACUGGCUCGAAUUCCACUGGAGGGAUCCGGGCGAUCGGCUAGCCCUGGAGCUUAUUAUACCCUUUGCUAAGUUAAAGCUCACAUCUGUCUUGCCAUCAGCCGGAGAAGGGCUGUGGGAACUCGCCAAAGGCGUCUCUGAUAGUCGCUCCUUCGUCCUCGGACAUGUGUCUUCUAUGGAGAAAUCCAACAGAGCUUCGGCCAAACACAAUCCUACGGGAACUGAAUUUCCACAGCCCAUGAUUUCAAAGAGCCAGCGACGUUUGCUCACCUCUUUUAGGUCUGGAGCUAAUGGGCCUACAAUUCUAGACUUCAACCCCCUGGAACUUGCCCGCCAGCUAACAAUCAAGCAAAUUGGCAUAUUCUCCUCCAUUAUGCCAGAUGAGUUGCUUGCAUCACAAUGGACGAAAAAUGGAGGUAUUGAUGCGCCAAAUGUCAAGGCCAUCUCAGCCUUGUCAACCGACCUCUCUAAUCUUGUUGCCGAUACCAUUCUCCACUACCCAAAGAUCAAGACCCGUGCAGCAGUCAUGAAGCAGUGGAUCAAAGUGGCUCAUCAUUGCCUAGAGCUUCAUAACUACGACGGUUUAGUAGCAAUCAUAUGCAGCUUAAGCAGUAGCUCAAUUAGCCGAUUGCGGAAGACUUGGGACGCCGUAUCAGCUAAGUGGAAGGAGAUACUUUGUCAUCUCCAAGAAAUCGUGGAACCGGCAAAUAACUAUAAGGUCUUGCGGAUUCGACUGCGUGAUCAUGUCCCUCCAUGUAUUCCUUUCCUCGGAAUGUACUUGAGCGACUUGAUCUUUGUUAACAUUGGCAACCCUGCUACCAGGCAAAUGUCCACAGGUGUGGAUUCAGACGCGAAAGGGUCUGCUGGGUUGACUGUUGUCAACUUUGACAAACAUAGACGUACUGCGAAGAUAGUCGGUGAGCUCCAACGUUUUCAGGUACCAUAUAGACUCAUGGAGAUUCACGACUUGCAGGUCUGGAUAUCUGCACAGAUUAGGCGUGUUCACGAGAGGACCCAAGAUAAUGUUCACAUCACUUACUACCGGAGGAGCCUGUUUCUUGAGCCGCGAAUCAUUGAACCUCCCUGGUAG
Molecule: messenger RNA, 2577 nt
Organism: Pochonia chlamydosporia 170
Lineage: Eukaryota; Fungi; Ascomycota; Sordariomycetes; Hypocreales; Clavicipitaceae
Product: ras guanine-nucleotide exchange protein
Exons: 2
Coding region: 1-2577 (858 amino acids)
Biological process (GO): positive regulation of GTPase activity; Ras protein signal transduction
Cellular component (GO): plasma membrane
Molecular function (GO): guanyl-nucleotide exchange factor activity; protein binding
Source: RefSeq, a predicted model, not a curated record